Molecule: messenger RNA, 1980 nt
Organism: Ictalurus punctatus (channel catfish)
Lineage: Eukaryota; Metazoa; Chordata; Actinopteri; Siluriformes; Ictaluridae
Gene: crcp
Product: calcitonin gene-related peptide-receptor component protein
Exons: 6
Coding region: 84-524 (146 amino acids)
Biological process (GO): transcription initiation at RNA polymerase III promoter
Cellular component (GO): RNA polymerase III complex
Molecular function (GO): nucleotide binding
Source: RefSeq, a predicted model, not a curated record
CUAUUUGCUGUAGGAACGUACAUCUUUAAAGUAAUGUUUCCGCCCGACUACUUUACAGUAGUGGACCUGUGAAGAUUGCAAGGAUGGAAGUGAGGGAUGCUAACGCUGCGAUGCUAAGCAAUUAUGAGGUAUAUCAGCUGCUGACAGAGUUGAAAGAGAAGAGGAAAGAGAGUGUUAAAAACAAGCACAGCACUGGGCAGCAGAACCUUAACACUAUAAUGUAUGAGACACUUAAGUAUCUCUCCAAGACACCAUGUGCACAGCAGAGUCCUGAGAUAAUGAAAGACUUCCUUAGUGCGAUGCUUCCACACAAACUCACCAAAGCAGAGAAACUGCAGCUGCUGAACCACAGACCACAGACUGCUGUUGAGAUCCAACUGAUAGUAGAAGAGAGUGAAGAACGGCUGACAGAAGAACAAAUAGAUGAGCUUAUUCAGACUGUCACAGACAUCCUUCCUGCAGAUCCUCAGCAAGAAGGCGGUGCUGCAGAAGGUGCUGAAAUGGACGCAAGCACAGAUCAAUGAUUAAAAAUAAAUCCAGGAAUCAUCAUCAUCUGGAUGUUUAAAACAACUGUUUAGCCAAAAUGACAUGCACACAAUAUUAGUUAUCAGGUGUCUGAAGUUUUGCUUCUGUAGUUUUGCACUGGAGUAAACAAAUAAGGAGAAGUUCUGAAAACUGCCGGUCAUCGUUUGUCUUAAUAAUAACAUUUGUACAUGAACCUAUUGUAAAUGAAACAACACAGAUCUUCCAUGUGAACUUGUUAAUGCAUAUUGCCUUCAAGCCUGCAACAUUUUACAUUGUCUUUGUGUAACAUUUUGCAACUGAAGCUUGCAACAUGUUUGCAAGUUUACUAGGAGCAGUUUGGCAUCAGAUCAGCAUAGACCAAGAUACAGAACUUUGCUAUUAUUAUCAUGGUGAACUGAAAAGGGAAAAAUUCCAUUUUUGUACUACUUAGUUAAACAAUGUACUUCAUUGUUAAACCACAUAAAUCAGUGUAUAUGAGAUUAUCCAACAAAUGGGCAUGGUUUGAGACAAGUAUGCAGUUUGCACAAGCUAUGCAAAGUGUUGGAUGUUUGCUUCCCUUUCUUAGAUCCAAUGCAAAAUGAAAGAAGGAACUUUGCACACCAAGCAUGAUUCAAUGAGGAAAAUUGUGUAAAGUGUGUAUUACUGAAGCAUUUUGAGUUUCAUUACAUUAAUGAAAGCUAGUAGUUUUAUGCAUUGUGAUUAAUUAAAGCUGGAUCGUUACAUGCUGAGAAAUGUUUCUAUGCUUCCUUUCAUUAGAAGUGUUUCUGAGGCAUAUAUUUGGUCGUUAUGAGUGUUUUUUUUUUACUGUGGUUUUGUCAAAACAUUUUCAGCAGCACUCUGGUUAAAACAGGCCGGGGCAAAAAAAAAAAAAAAAGGAUGUUCUCAGAGCUACAAAGGUGUACUUCCUCUCCUUGCAUCAUGUUGCAUUUCUUGCAUUAUGUUGAUGUGUGUGUGUGUAUAUACAAAGUAUCUAAACCUUUGUAGUUUUAUUCAUUAUGUUUAGUAGCUGUUGUAAGCAGAAAGACUUUACUGCUUGGGCUUGAGUUCAUGAUAUAUAUAUAUAUAUAUAUAUAUUUUUUUUUUUUGUAGUGCUUGACUCAUCUUUCUAUAAACAGCCUUUCACACAGGAAGCUAUUUUUGUGCAAGCCUGUACAACUAAUCUUGCUUUAACUGCUAAACUUGAUGUUUCACUACCUGCUUGUAUAUUCUUUUAAACACCCUUUCAACAGUUUCUUCCUAGUUUUACAAGAUUGACCUUUAGAUUUAUUUUUGAACAUAUGAGAAUUGAGAGUUUGUUUCCUAGCGCGGCUGUGAUUUGGAGAGUCCUGAUCCCUAGCUCAAGCAUUAAAUAUUAAGGUAUCACAAACAAGACAUGUGCCUUGCAAAAAGUUUUACUGCACUGUGUGAAAGUUCAGGAAUAAUGAAAUAUAAUAAAUGCAGUAAGUAAAUAUGGUA